Cryphonectria parasitica EP155 is the source of this 1327-nucleotide messenger RNA. RefSeq lists its product as uncharacterized. Gene Ontology annotation, biological process: ketone body biosynthetic process; L-leucine catabolic process. Bases 23 to 1078 code for a protein of 351 amino acids. The record is from RefSeq and is a predicted model, not a curated record. The transcript has 2 exons. NCBI's taxonomy places the organism in Eukaryota, Fungi, Ascomycota, Sordariomycetes, Diaporthales, Cryphonectriaceae. Gene Ontology annotation, molecular function: hydroxymethylglutaryl-CoA lyase activity.
CGAACAUGCUACCCAAGACGCCAUGAAUCAACAAACGUCGCGGCCGGCGGUGCGGAUUGUCGAGGUCGGCCCAAGGGAUGGUCUGCAGAACAUCUCCAAAAGCGUCCCGACGGCAGUCAAGGUCGAGCUUAUUCAGCGCCUGGUCAGAGCAGGCCUCUCGACUGUCGAGGUCACGUCCUUUGUCUCGCCUAAAUGGAUCCCUCAGUUAUCCGACAAUGCAGAGAUACUGAGGGCCAUCGAGCCGCUCUUGAGAGACAAAAACCUCAGUUUCCCUGUCCUGAUACCCAACGCCAAGGGAAUGGACGCCGCGCUCGGUCACAGGAUAACAGAAGUGGCCGUCUUUGUCUCUGCCUCUGAGAGUUUCUCGCAGAGGAACACCAACUGCUCGGUCAGCGAGGCGCUCACGAGGGCACGGGAGGUAGCGUACAAGGCCAGACAACACGGAAUCGCUGUACGGGGAUACGUCUCGUGCGUGAUCGAGUGUCCAUAUGACGGCGCCACAGCCCCUGCCGCUGUCCUUCACGUCGCACGCGAGCUUCUGAGCAUGGGUUGCUACGAGGUGAGCCUGGGCGAUACGCUCGGCGUUGGAUCUACUGGCAACGUGGAGACCCUGCUGUCGGUCCUCCUCCAGUCCAUCCCGGCCGAGAAGCUCGCCGGGCACUUUCACGACACCUACGGCCAGGCAGUCGCCAACGUGAUGAAGGCCUAUGAAAUGGGGCUUCGAACCUUUGACAGCAGCGUUGCGGGCCUCGGAGGGUGUCCUUACGCCAAAGGAGCCAAGGGUAACGUGGCGACUGAGGAUAUCGUGUACGGGUUCCAGCGGCUUGGAGUACCGACUGGCGUCAACCUCAGGGAGCUGGUUGCCACGGGCCAGUGGAUCUCUGACUUCUUGGAUCAGCCAAAUGGGAGCAGAGCCGGUGCGGCGCUUGCGGCUCGUGUUCAGGAGCAGGCACCUGGCAGAAAUAACCCGCCUCAUCCAACAACCAGUACUAAGGUGGUACGGACUGCGGAGCCGUUGAACCUUGCGCAGAAUCGUCGGGGUGUGAGAGCCACUUUUGCUCGACCCAAAGGAAACUGAGGUUGCCGAAAUUUCCAAUGAUGAAGGAUUGUAUAUUAGAUGAUGUGUUGUUAGAGCCCUGUCUUUCCAGUUGCGAGGUAGAGCCCGCACUUUCUGUCAUUGGAGAAGGCUGAUGCCUUUCCCCCGCCGCACUGAGCGCAAUGUUUUGUCUUCCACCCUCCUUGGGUAGUUCUAGGCUAUGAGAGGUGGCCUCCAGGCGUUCAUAUCCUCUGUUAACGGUGUUUGCUUCCAAUAUAGCGCGUUUUGACG